Vanessa tameamea is the source of this 1364-nucleotide messenger RNA. RefSeq names its product alanine--glyoxylate aminotransferase (gene Agxt). The coding region runs from base 151 to 1320 and encodes 389 amino acids. Lineage: Eukaryota; Metazoa; Arthropoda; Insecta; Lepidoptera; Nymphalidae. The record is from RefSeq and is a predicted model, not a curated record. Gene Ontology annotation, cellular component: peroxisome. The transcript is spliced from 8 exons. Gene Ontology annotation, molecular function: L-alanine:glyoxylate transaminase activity; L-serine:pyruvate transaminase activity.
CAAGCCGCCAUUACUAUGAACAGCUUAACCAAUCACUUGUCUUGUAAACAAGACAUUGGAAUGAUGUGAUACUUGUAAAUAAAAACAAUUAUAUCGAAUCAUUCAAUAGUGUUACAGCGUUAGUGAUUGUAUAAAUAUUCACAACUCAAAAUGUUUGCGUCACAUAUGAUCGUGCCAGUACCGAAGAUAGAAGAUCGUGUUUUCAAAAAGCCGCUUUUAUGCGGACCGGGCCCGUGCGACUUGUGGCCUUCGGUCGCUGAAGCUGUCACUAGACCAGUUCUAUCACCCAUUUGCGACGAAUUCUUCAAUGUGUUGGCGGACAUUCGGGCCGGACUGAAGUAUCUGUUCCAAACUGAAAGCAAUCUUGUGUUGGCUGUCAGUGCAUCUGGAAACGCAGGCAUCGAGACUGUUAUCGCAAACCUCGUAGCACCAGGAGAGACUCUGUUGAUCGCGACGAGGGGCAUUUGGGAUGAACGAGCCUACGAUGUGGCUAAAAGACAAGGAAUAAACGCAGUACAAUUUCGGAUCCCUUUCUACACGACAUUCAGCUUAGAACAGAUCGAGAGAGAGCUGAAGAAAUUAAAGCCGACAGCCCUUUUCAUUACUCAUGGGGAUUCCUCAACGGGGACCGUUCAGAAUUUGGUGGGACUUGGAGAUCUGUGCCACAAAUAUGGAACUCUCUUAAUAAUUGAUACCGUAGUAUCAAUAGCUGCUGAACCUUUCUUUAUGGACGAAUGGGGUGUGGACGCCCUGUACACGUCGACCCAGAAGGCUCUCGGUGGACCGGCUGGCAUCUCUCCGGUAGCUUUUAGCAAGAGAGCCGAAGAGAAAAUAAAGAACAGAAAACAUGAUCCGCCUUUUUAUUUCGACAUCAAGUUCUUGGCGCAACAAUGGAACUGCUACGGUAACACAAGAUUGUACCACCACACCAUGAGUCCGCCACUGAUUUGGGCACUCAGAUGCUGCUUGAUGGAAGUUUGCAAGAUAACACUUCCAAAGUUUUGGGAACGCCACGUCCAAACCACAGCUCAAUUUCACAAGCGACUGCAGGAAUAUGGAUUUAAGUUCCUGAUACCUAAGCCGGAAGAUCGGUUGGUUACUGUAACCACUGUAGUCUUACCGUCUGGUUACGAUUAUAUGGAAUUUGUCAAAUAUCUUAGAGCAAAACACAAUAUCUUGAUAUUUGGUGGCCUCGGACCCACUGCAGGUAAAGCCUUACGCGUCGGUAUCAUGGGUGUCAACUCUUCUAUAGAAAUCGCAGACACUGUUGCACAUGCCAUGGCGGAUACAUUGAGAGCCCUUACUAAAUCAUCAUUAUAAAUGUUGCGUCGGAUUAUAAAAUAUAUGUUAAAUGAGUAACAAGC